AGACAUUGUAUUAAAUAUUAAAUUAAGGUUAAUUUAUUUUUUAAAUAACAAUAUCGAAGACAAAGAGUAUACAAUAUGGUCAAUAUAACGGAUUAUCAAAUCAGAUCUAUUGGAAAAGUAUUAAAUGAUGUAAACCGGCCAUUAAAAGAACGUUUUCGAGCAUUGUUUACGUUAAGAAACAUCGGUGGUGAUGUGUCUAUCGAAUGCAUCCAAUCAUGUUUUUCUGAUUCCUCAGUGUUAUUAAAACACGAAUUAGCUUACUGUCUGGGUCAAAUGCAAGAUAAGAAAGCCAAUUCAAUAUUGAUUAGCAUUUUAGAAGAUACAAAACAAGAACCCAUGGUUAGGCACGAAGCAGGAGAAGCUUUAGGCGCCAUUGGCAGUACUGAAAGUAUAGAAAUCCUGGAGAAACACAAAAAUGAUCCUGUGGUAGAAGUAGCAGAAACUUGUCAACUUGCUUUAGAUAGGAUCAAAUGGUUACAAACUCAAAAAGGGGGCCUUUCAGAAAACCCCUAUAAAUCUGUUGAUCCUGCUCCUCCAAGUACUGAGCUAAAUGUUGAAAUUUUACAGAAAAUUUUGUUAGAUAGAAAUGCAUCUCUUUUUGAAAGAUACAGGGCAAUGUUUUCUUUGAGAAAUAUGCAAACAAAAGAAUCAAUUGAUGCAUUAGGUAUUGCAUUAAAACAUGGCAGCGCUUUGUUUAAACAUGAAAUAGCCUUUGUUUUGGGACAAUUACAAGAUCAAAGAGCCACUGUAUACCUCAAAGAAUCUCUUGAAGAUGAACAAGAGAAUGAAAUGGUGAGACACGAAUGUGCAGAAGCUUUAGGUGCAAUUGCAACAGAUGAAUGUACAGAAAUUUUGAAUAAAUACAUGCAUGAUCCCAAAAGGGUGGUCAAAGAAAGUUGUGAGGUAGCAUUGGAUAUGUGUGAUUAUGAAAACAGUCCCGAAUUUCAAUAUGCAAAUACUUUAAAUGAUACUAAUUAAUGGGAAGUAUUUUUAUAAAUUACAAUAAUUUGUGAUAAAUCUUUUAACUAAUUAA
Messenger RNA from Psylliodes chrysocephalus, 1033 nucleotides. The record is from the annotation of a GenBank genome assembly. Lineage: Eukaryota; Metazoa; Arthropoda; Insecta; Coleoptera; Chrysomelidae.